AUUUGAGGUAGUGUUACUUAGUAAGAUUUUGUCUAAAUGAUACGUACUUGAUGGGAACUACUUUUUCUUCCACAUGAGUAAGUGCGUAAUGCGUAAGCGGGAGCGUCACACUGCAGAGCCAUGUGUGAACUGUGAAUCAUGUUUUUAUUCUUAUAGUAGUUCUUAAUAUUUAAUAAUUUAUUUUAAUUGUGUUAUUAUUUAGCAUAUUUUAUUUUUUGUUGUUUAAAGUACAAUUUUCACAUUUUUUAUGUAAUGUUGGCCUCUUUUUCAGUGGUAUAUUAAACACUCAAUAUACUUAAGUGUUUAAAAUAAAUAAAAUUACUAGACAUAUUUUUUGCGACAUCUAGUGGUGAACACUUUCACUUGCAUGUCAUUCAUAUUGUACGCAAAGAAGCGUGUUUUCUGGAUACUAAAAUUCAUUUUCUUUUUGUGUCGUUGAAUUUUGAUGAGUUUGUGCCUGUUUAUGGUGUCACAUAUCGUAAAAUGUAUAACUAGACAGAUGAAUUACUGUCUGAUAACGAAAAACCGUCCCAGGUUAACGAAAUUGCUGUCAUGGUGCGCGAUGACGUCACAGACUCCAAAUGCAAAUGGCGUCGCCCCACGUAGCUGCGAGUGAGGACUGCCUCCUGGAUGGUCUUUGACAGCUUGCUCCUCGGCGUCAGGGCGCGGUACGGCCAGGGUGUUUCCCGACGACGUGUCUCCGAUCAUUCCACUGUAAGACUGCCACCUUUUCACAGCAAGUCAUACACUAUUUCCCGCCUGCUUCCUCAAGCUUAUGCUAAGCCUAGCUAGCACUGCUAACCAUCUGUUAGCCGGCUGUGAAUACGUGGCUGGUAAAUGUUAACCUUUUGGCCUCAAACCGGCGUCAAAAGGCUCCCAUAUGUAUUUUUACACAUUAAAGUCAACAAAGACGUUCAUAAAUUAGCCAGUGUCAUUCCCCGGACCCUCAGCUGUCCAGUUAGCUUGCUGUUCCCAUUGUUUACAUUGCGGCCACCCCUGCUAUUACGCUGUUGACAUGCUACGACCUCAACAGUAUGGAUGAGGGAGCAACGUCCGUUGAUGUCACGGCUAAAAGUCUACAACCUGAUCCAUCUCUAUGAAGAUGAGUGGGAUUAGGAGGAAAGAAGACAAGUCUACUGGGAGGACUGUUUGACUAAAAAAAGGGUUUGUUUAUAAACAAGUGAGUGGUGGAGCAGCUCUCCGCCAUUGGGAUGAUGUGUAGAAUAUUCCUCAUCAUCAGUCUUGUUGGCUGGACAAGAUGUCAAGAGAGUCAACACAUGACACCAGAGGAGAAGAGCAUCAUCAGGGAUCGUGUUGUGGAGAUGUUCGAUCACGCCUACGGUAGUUACAUGAAAUACGCCUAUCCGGCUGACGAGCUGAUGCCUCUAAGCUGUAAGGGGAGAGUGCGCGGCCAGGAACCGAACCGAGGCGACAUUGACGACUCCUUGGGGAAGUUUUCACUCACGCUGAUCGAUACUCUGGAUACCUUGGUGGUGUUAAACAAGCUGGAUGAGUUUGAAGACGGCGUGAAGAAGGCGGUGGCGGACGUACGCCUGGACAAUGAUGUGGUGGUCUCUGUGUUUGAGACCAACAUCAGAGUGUUGGGGGGGCUCUUGGGAGCCCACGUGAUGGCUGACCUGCUGCGUCAGCGCGGCGGAAGGAUGCAGUGGUAUAAAGACGAGCUCCUCAACAUGGCCACGGAGCUCGGGCAUAGACUGCUACCUGCCUUCAACACCACAAGUGGCCUUCCUUACCCUAAGGUCAAUCUGCGUUACGGUGUACAAAACCGGCUCUCACGCACGGGCACCGAGUCGGACACGUGCACCGCCUGUGCGGGAACAAUGAUCCUGGAGUUUGCUGCCCUGAGCAGACUGUCGGGAGAAGCUGUCUUUGAGGAGCAUGCUCGAAAAGCUCUGGAUGUCCUGUGGGAGCGGAGGCAGAAAGGAAGUGACCUGGUGGGGACCGUGAUCAACAUCCAUAAUGGAGAAUGGGUCAGACGGGACAGCGGUGUCGGUGCCGGCAUCGACUCCUACUACGAGUAUUUGAUGAAGGCCUAUAUUCUUCUCGGGGACAAGGUUUUUCUGGAGAGGUUCAACACUCACUACAGUGCCAUUAUGAAGUACAUAAGUCAGCCCCCCCUGCUGCUCAAUGUGCACAUGCACAACCCCACGGUGAGCGCGCGCAGCUGGAUGGACUCUCUGCUGGCCUUUUUCCCCGGCCUGCAGGUAUUGAGAGGAGACCUGAAACCAGCCAUUGAGACUCACGAGAUGCUCUAUCAAGUCACCAAGCAACACAAGUUUCUCCCUGAGGCUUUUACCACGGAAUUCCGCGUUCACUGGGGCCAACAUCUGCUGAGACCAGAGUUUGCAGAAAGCACCUACUACCUCUAUAAGGCCACCGGUGACCCCUACUACCUCAGAGUGGGCCAGUCCAUUGCGGAGAAACUAAAUGCAUACGCCAGAGUGCCUUGCGGGUUUGCCGCCGUGCAAGAUGUUCGCACUGGGAUGCAUGAAGACAGGAUGGACUCGUUCUUUCUGGCAGAGAUGUUUAAAUAUUUGUACCUGCUGUUCACGGAGAAGACGCAGCUGCCCAUCGAUAUGGACGACUAUAUCUUCACCACAGAAGCCCACCUCCUGCCCGUGUCGCUCUCCACCGCGCAGCCGUCUUGCCAGGGCAACAAAACGGAGAGUCACGGUGGAGGUCCCGAAGACGACCUGUUCACACACACGUGCCCGAGCACAGACACCUUGUUCCCCAACAACCCGUCCUUUGCCAAAAGCAUCCGUGACAGCUACAAGUACCUGACAGGCGUGGGGAGAGCUGUCCACACUUCACCUGUCAGAGAAAUUGAGUUACCACUCCAUGACAGCGGCAUGGAGCCAGUGGAGUUCUUAAAAAGCAUGGGCAUCUCUCUCACGCCGCUCAGUGACUUCAGCACAGGAGACACCAGAAGGGAGCAUAAAGGAGUGUACCGCGUGAAGCUGGUGGCCGAGGUGAGCCAAACGCUGGACGAGGAGGUGGUGGUGCCUCACGUCGUGCAGCUUAUAUCGCCCCCCUUUUUGGGCAGGACUGUGCUGACCGCCGGUCCUGCCAAGUUUGGAUUGGACCUGACCAAAAGAGAACACGGGGUGAAGGGCAGCCUCGCCAAGGCAUCCCCUUACACAGCAUGCGGCCCGGUGGAAAACCCAGCGGAGCUGAAAGGCCACAUCGCUGUGGCGCUGCGUGGUGACUGCAUGUUUGCCGCCAAAGCUCGCCGACUGCAGGAGGCUGGCGCCACAGGAGUCAUCUUUAUCGACCACCACAAGGGAAGCAGCAGCGAGGAAACACCGCUCUUCCAGAUGGUUGGUGACGGCGACUCCACCGCGGACCUCACCCUGCCUUUGGUGUUCCUGUUCAGCCGCGAGGGCGCCGUGCUCACUGCCGCCCUGGAGGAGCAUCGCAACGUGGACGUGCUGCUUCUGCCCAAGGAGAGGCAGCUGGGACACGUUAAGACAGACAAACCCAUGGGCAUCAGCAUCAAACUGCGACUGGCUGAAGACCAAGACGAGCAGGAAGAAGAGGUCGAGGAAGCUGCGUCCGGUGGUGGGUCCAUUGUGGAAAUUGUUCUUGAUGAAGGUGGAGAGCUUAAAAGAGACACAACGGAGCCGUAACAGUGGAGCAGAUCCAGGACUGUGACCACCGAACGGAGCCACACCUCCUGGCAGCAGACGGUGGAAGUGGAGCUUUAAUCCUCUGAGACAAAACGAGGUCAUUCCAGCCCAAGAAAAAAAGCUCUUGGACACGUCCUCAUCCUGCCUACUUGAACCUACCGUGUCGCUGUCGUCUGCACAUUGACGUUGUUGGAGUGGACUAUGUAGAACUCAACUUACCUCACCUCUAGAGAAGGGUUAGACGAGGUAGCAAAGAGUCACCUGUGUUGUUAUGCAACCUUUUUAUUACAUCUAGAUUUUGCACCUUUUUUUUCCUUAACACUAUUAAUAAUCUGAAAAAUGUUGGCUUCUUGUUUCAGCUGGAAAGCAACUUCAGGGAAUUUGAAGAGUGUAGUCUUUUUUCCGCAGUUUGGGACUACGUGAUAAUAGAACAUUCCAAAAAGUCAGAUCUGUAGACUUAGCUGCCUUGCAUUUUAUUUCUGGAUUGUUUGCACAUUUUGUUUUUGUGCAAUUAUUAUUAUUAUUAUUAUGAUUAUUAUUUGGAAUUGUUUAUGCUAGGGCAAGAAUAAUUUAAAUCUGGUUUGAUUGAGAGACUACAAAAACUAUUAAGGCCACAAGGUGGAAAAAAUGUAAUGAGAAUGAAGUUGAAAUAUUUGACAAAAAAACAAAUAGAAAAAUACAUCUAGAUCUUUUUUUUAAUAACACAAUUUUUAAAAAUCUAAAUUUUCUAUGAGUAUUUCAACUUUAUUGCCAUAAUAUUUGGAUUUAUUCCGACAAUUGCAACUUUAUUUUUUUCUUGACUAGUCAGCCCCUAAAUCUAUAUUAUUAUUAUUAUUUUUGAAAUACUCAUGUUACACUAAGAAUAGUUUAAGUCAGGUUUGAUUGAGAGAUUACAAAAGGGUAUUAAGGCCACAAAGGGAAAAAAUGUAAUAAGAAUAAAGUUGAAAUAUUUGAGAAAAAAUCGGUGAAAAAAAAAAUCUAGAUUUUUUUUUUAUUAGACAAAAAAAAAUCACUAUUUUCUGUAAGUAUUUCAACUUUAUUGGCAUAAUAUUUGGAUUUAUUCUGACAAUUCUAACUUAAUUUUUUUUGACUUGACAGCUCCUAAAUCUGUAUUAUUAUUAUUAUUAUUAUUAUUAUUAUUAUUUUGAAUUAUUCAUGUUACACUAAGAAUAAUUUAAGUCAGGUUUGAUUUAGAGACUACAAAAUACUAUUAAGGCCACAUGGGAAAGAAAAUCUAAUUAGAAUAAAGUUGAAAUAUUUUAGUUAAUUUUUUUUUUCAUUAGACCAAAAAAAAUCAGUAUUUCAUCUUUGUUGCCAUAAUAUUUGGGGAUGGAUUUGACAAUUACAACUUUAUUUCUGAACUAGACGGUUCCUAAAUGUGUUGCUUUUAUUUCUGUUUUGUAUUUAUUUGUUACGCUAAGAAGAAUUAAAAUCAGAUUUGCUUGAGACAUUUUUUUUUAUCUAGUAGUCCCAUAAUAUUUUUUUAAAUCAUUUUCAUAAUCACGACUUUAAUUCUUGUAUGAUUUUGUUUUCUUUUCAGUGUGGCCUUAAUACCCAUGCUUUAUACAACAAAAUGAAUGCAUACGUGACGAAAUAAGUAACCUUUAAUUACAUGCAUUACCAUUAUCAUGAUAAUUUAUUAUGAAGAUGAUCGUGCAGGCGAAUCAUUGUGGCAUCUACAGUAUCCUAAUGAUUUAGUUGCUGCAAGGACUGAAAUGGGAAAAGUUAUUUUUUGCAAUUGGGGAAUCAUGAAGCUGAAAUCGAUUCAUUUUUAUGCCUAAUUUUGGUAUAGAAAGAGUAUGCAAACGUGAGCCAGAUUUUUUUUUCGCUAAUGUUUGCACAUUGGAAUUUUCCAUGAUGCUGCUUAAUUCUUCUUAAACAUUUGAUUAUUUGUUGUUUUAUCAAGUAACAAUGCUUGGACAACCUUUUCUUACCUCAGGAUUGUGCUUAGUGCUGUUAAUACAUUUAAUACAUGGGGAAGGGGUAGGGCGGGGGCAUGGUAGGAUAUGACAUUUUCAAAUUGUUUGUUUUAUAUUGUGGUCAGCAGUUUCUAAAGCUGAAGUUCAAUGUGCCAACAAAAAAUAUGCAUAACAAGUCUCUGAGCUGACGCAAUAAAUAAGAAUUUACAAUCAGUUUCUCUUGUAUUUAUGCGCAAUGUUGUCCUGCACUGGAUGUUAUAUUGCAGGAAAUGUGCAAAAAUACAAUAUAUUAAGC
Dunckerocampus dactyliophorus (ringed pipefish) is the source of this 5864-nucleotide messenger RNA. Its product is annotated as ER degradation-enhancing alpha-mannosidase-like protein 3. Gene Ontology annotation, biological process: carbohydrate metabolic process; endoplasmic reticulum mannose trimming; mannose trimming involved in glycoprotein ERAD pathway. NCBI's taxonomy places the organism in Eukaryota, Metazoa, Chordata, Actinopteri, Syngnathiformes, Syngnathidae. The transcript has 20 exons. Gene Ontology annotation, molecular function: calcium ion binding; mannosyl-oligosaccharide 1,2-alpha-mannosidase activity. Gene Ontology annotation, cellular component: membrane; endoplasmic reticulum. The record is from RefSeq and is a predicted model, not a curated record. The coding region runs from base 1212 to 3650 and encodes 812 amino acids.